AUGGGGAGGAGGCUGGACGUGCUGCUGGGGCGGACGACGAAGCAGACGGCGCGGCUCAAGUCGCUGCUGGGUCUGGCGGUGACGCGGCUCGGCGUGGUGCGGGGCCACCGCCAGGUGCGGUGCGGGCAGGCGCGCGGGGACGUGGAGCAGCUGCUCCGCCUCGGCCACACGGACCGCGCGCUGGACCGCGCGGAGCACGUCGUCCGGGAGCAGAACGCGCUGGACGUGCUCGCCGAGCUCGAGGCCUACUGCACCCUCAUCGUCGAGAGGGCCGCGCUCGUCGACGCGCACAGGGACUGCCCCGAGGAGCUGCGGGAGGCGGCGGCCGGGCUGGUCUACGCCGCCGCCAGGUGCGGGGACCUCCCGGAGCUGCAGGAGGUCCGGGGCAUCCUCGCCGCCAAGUUCGGCAGGGAGUUCGUCUCCGCGGCGUCCAACCUCCGCAGCGGAUGCGGGAUCAACGCCAAGAUCGUGCAGAAGCUGUCGACCAAGCAGCCGAGCCUGGAGAGCCGACAGUUGGUGCUACAGGAGAUCGCCGCCGAGAAAGGGAUCGCCGUGCGCAUCUACGAGCCGCCUCCCUACGAGGACUCGGGACAUUCCAACCACAACCACAGAAAGACAAAGCACGACGAUGACGAGAGGAUCCGCAGGACGCCACCAGUUGAUGACUGGGACGAAGACAUUUCCGGCGACUCGGCGCAGAGGUACAAGGACGUGGAAGCGGCAGCUCAGGCCGCGUUCGAGUCGGCCGCCUCGGCAGCAGCCGCCGCGAAGGCCGCCAUGGAACUCUCGCGGGGGGAGCCCAGGGGGCCGAGGACAGGGAGGAUGCAAAUGGAUCCUGAGAUCGAGAAACGGGAUGAGGUGCUUGAUGGGAAGAAAUCUGAGAAGAUUGGGCAUGACCGGAGUAACAGUUCAGAGGUUGAGACCAUGCCGGAGGACGAGGCAAAUCAUGGCAACGUUGCAGUGACCAAACUGAAACAGCGGGAGCCUGCCAGGGGAAAGCCAGCAUCGGUUAGAACAAAGUGGGGAUUUUAG
Molecule: messenger RNA, 1032 nt
Organism: Miscanthus lutarioriparius
Lineage: Eukaryota; Viridiplantae; Streptophyta; Magnoliopsida; Poales; Poaceae
Source: the annotation of a GenBank genome assembly